GCAGUAUAUAUAACUAGGAAGAAUGUGACGCACCAAUCCAUAUCUCUUCUCUAAGCUCUCUUAAUCAUCUGCUUUUCUAAGCUCAUUAUUCUCUUCUUUAAAAAGAAGAACAAAAGUUCUCUUUUAAUUUUUCAUCAUCAUCUCCUUCCAUCAUUUAAUCAGCUUCUAAACCUAACUGAUUUCAGGUUAUAUUACAAAGCGAAGAAGCUCCAAGUGCGUCAUAUCAAAUCUACUUAGAGAUAUAUAUCCUGGAUAAAAUAAAAUCCUGAUUUCUUGGAACAUCAAAACAUGGAGAAGCUUCUUAACCCGUACGAUAAGCAGUGCAUGAAAAUGGCUAUGCUUAAACACGAAGAAACUUUCAAGCAACAGGUAUAUGAACUUCAUAGGUUAUAUCAAGUCCAGAAGAUAUUAAUGAAGAACAUGGAGAUCAAUAAAUUGACUACCAAAGGAAAUAAUAAUGUGAACUCAGGACUAGGAACGUUCAUCAGAAGAGUUGACCAUGAGAUUGACCGGCCGGCGAAUUUCCCCGGUGGUAAUAACAAAAAUAAUAAUAUAGAGAUUAUGGAUGAGAGUGAGAUCGAGUUAACGCUUGGUCCGUCGUGUUACGGUGAUGGUGAUUUGAUGAGGAUGAGCAAGAAGAAGAAGAACUCUUCGCCGGAGAUGAUGAUGGACGGGAAUUUAAACUCUGGUCGCCGGAGUUUCUCUUCUUCUUCGACAGGAUCAAGUAAUAAUAACAACAACAACAAUCUUGAAGAGCAAGUGAGAAUGAUGAAACAUCAGAAGCAGAAGCAGCCAUGGCUUCAGGCAUUGACCUUGAAUGUUAUCUGAUAAUUAAUUAUAUUAAUUUUUGACUGUAUUCUGAAAUAGAUUUGCAUCUUUCUCUUAAAAAAAAAAGAAUUAGUAGUUAAAUUUUUAUUUCCUGAUGAGAGUGUUUUAUCAUGCCUCUUUUCUCAGGUGGGUUUUUU
Messenger RNA from Camelina sativa (false flax), 965 nucleotides. RefSeq lists its product as uncharacterized. The record is from RefSeq and is a predicted model, not a curated record. NCBI's taxonomy places the organism in Eukaryota, Viridiplantae, Streptophyta, Magnoliopsida, Brassicales, Brassicaceae.